This is a messenger RNA of Puma concolor (puma), 2121 nucleotides long. The record is from RefSeq and is a predicted model, not a curated record. NCBI's taxonomy places the organism in Eukaryota, Metazoa, Chordata, Mammalia, Carnivora, Felidae.
AUGCGCUUCUGUGGCCUGAGAGCCUGGGCCUUCCUGCUGUUGGCCGACUUGGCUCUACUCUGGCUGCUUCAGGGGACUCUGGGGGCUCUGUUUCCCCGAGGGCUUCCAGGCCUGUGGCUGGAGGGGACCCUGCGACUCGGAGGGCUCUGGUGGCUGCUACAGGUGGGAGGACUGCUAGGAUUGGUGAGAACACUGCUGCCCCCUCUCUGCCUGGUGAUCCCGCUGUUUCUCUCCCUGAGAGCCCUGGUUCCAGGGGCCUUGAGUGCUCCCCCAGUCAGAGUGGCUUCGGCCCCUUGGAGCUGGCUGCUGUUGGAGUACGGGGCUGCGGGGCUAAGCUGGGCAAUGUGGGCCCUGCUGAGCUCUCCAGGAGCCCAGGAGAAGCAGGGCCAGGAGAACAACACAGACUUGAUGUGGAAGCUGCUGAAGCUCUCCAGGCCAGACCUGCCUCUCCUCCUUUUGGCCUUCAUCUUCCUUGGUGGUGCCGUAUGGGGGGAGACAUGGAUCCCUUACUAUACUGGUCGUGUCAUUGACAUCCUUGGAGGGGAUUUCAAGCCUGAUGCCUUUGCCAGGGCCAUCUUUUCCAUGUGCGUCAUAUCCGUUGUGAGCUCCCUGUGCGCAGGCUCCCGAGGAGGCAUCUUCACCUUCACCGCGUCCAGUAUCAACGUGCGGGUCAGGGAGCAGCUUUUCUCCUCCCUUCUGCGCCAGGACCUCAGUUUCUUCCAGGAGACUAAGACAGGGGAACUGAAUUCAAGGUUGAGCUCGGAUACCAAAAUGUUGAGCCAGUGGCUUGCUUUUAAUGCCAAUGUGCUCUUGCGAAGCCUGGUCAAAACGGUGGGGCUGUAUUGCUUCAUGAUCAGCCUGUCCCCUCGACUCACCCUCCUCUCUUUGCUCGAGAUGCCUCUGGUAAUAGCUGGUGAAAAGAUGUACAAUGUCCGCCAUCAGGCAGUGCUCCAGGAGAUCCAGAACGCAGUGGCAAAAGCAGGGCAGGUGGUGCGGGAGGCAGUUGGAGGGCUGCAGACUGUGCGCAGUUUUGGGGCCGAGGAGCUGGAGAUCUGUCUCUAUAAGGAGGCCCUGGAGCGAUGCCGGCAGCUGUGGUGGCAACGAGACCUGGAACAUACCCUCUAUGGGCUCUUUCGGAGGGUAACAUAUGUGUAUGUACUCCAUUUAUCUCUCUCUUGUAGACUUGGCCAGGAUGUCGCAGGGGAGCGUGUUAGGAGCUGGGGAGUUGGCGUCUGGGGAAGCUACGUUUGAUUAGCUGACCCCUCCCUUUCUGUUUUCCAGGCCCUGGUAUACAUGUGUGGAGAUAUGCUCUGCAACAUAGGGGCUGCCGAGAAAGUUUUCCAAUACCUGGACCGAGAGCCAAAUAUGCCUCCUUUGGGGACGCUGGCGCCUUCCACUCUGCAGGGGCUUGUGGAAUUCCAAGAUGUCUCUUUUGCAUAUCCCAAUUGCCCUGACCAGCCUGUGCUCAAGGGGCUGACGUUCACCCUACGUCCUGGUCAGAUGACUGCACUGGUGGGACCCAAUGGGUCUGGGAAGAGCACCGUGGCUGCCCUGCUGCAGAAUCUGUAUCAGCCCACUAAAGGGCAGGUGCUGCUGGACGGGAGGCCCGUCUCCCAGUAUGAACACUGCUACCUGCACCGGCAGGUGGCUUCGGUUGGGCAGGAGCCUGUGCUGUUCUCGGGUUCUGUGAGGGACAACAUUGCUUAUGGGCUGAAGAGCUGCGGUGAUGAGAAGGUGAUGGCUGCUGCCCGCGGUGCCAGUGCAGACGGGUUCAUACAGGAGUUGGAGCAUGGACUGGAUUCAGAUGUAGGGGAGAAAGGGAAUCAGUUGGCUGUGGGACAGAAACAAUGUCUGGCCAUCGCCCGGGCCCUUGUGCGGGACCCACAAGUCCUCAUCCUGGAUGAAGCCACCAGUGCCCUGGACGUCCAGUGUGAGCAGUCUCUGCAGGACUGGAGAUCCCGCGGGGACCGAACGGUGCUGGUGAUCGCGCACAGGCUGCAGACGGUGCAGAGUGCGGACCAGAUCCUGGUGCUCAAGCAGGGAGAGCUGCUGGAGCACACUCAGCUCGCCGAGGGGCAGGACCUCUAUUCCCGUCUGCUGCAGACACACCUGGAGGACUGA